Molecule: messenger RNA, 2914 nt
Organism: Polyodon spathula (Mississippi paddlefish)
Lineage: Eukaryota; Metazoa; Chordata; Actinopteri; Acipenseriformes; Polyodontidae
Product: LIM/homeobox protein Lhx2
Exons: 5
Coding region: 810-2096 (428 amino acids)
Biological process (GO): regulation of transcription by RNA polymerase II; neuron differentiation
Cellular component (GO): nucleus
Molecular function (GO): RNA polymerase II transcription regulatory region sequence-specific DNA binding; DNA-binding transcription factor activity, RNA polymerase II-specific
Source: RefSeq, a predicted model, not a curated record
GAAUAAAGCAGCGAGGCAGCAGGCAAUGUCUUGAAGGGAUUAUCCAUAGUGAAUGUAUAGAACCCCUCCUUCCCAAUUACUCACACACAGCUCCGCUGGCAGGAGGAAAAACUUCUUAAGCAAACAACAGCUCCUUUAGAGGUCCGCAGCCCAAGCAUCAAGAUCCAAAUAUUGAUCAUUUUCUUCGCGUUUUUUUAAUUCUUUUUUAUUCAUUGAAUAAAGCAGUAAGACAGGUACAGCUGUGUGCAACUUGACUGAGAUGUGGUGCUGUACUUCCUUCGACUUUCUUUUUAAUUAAUAGUGUUUUUUUUUUUUUUUUUUUUUUUGGUUGUCGUAAUUAGAAUGAGACGGAUGUAGGCUACUUUUCAGUCACUGCGAGGUUUUAACGGGCUGGUUCGGUACGUUUUGAUACAUUGCAACAACAACAAAACAAAAACAAACAAGCAAACAAACAAAAACCAUGAUUUGAUGAACAAAGGUGGAUGAUUCUGAAGAGAUCUCAAACUGCAAUCACUGUACAAUCUCUCAAAACAUCUGGAAUCAGUUGCCAUUGCUGGCAUCGAUUUUUUUUACAAGACUCUUCGAAUACAUUUUUCAAGAAGCAACAUGAAGGACACGAGUUUAUACAGACACUAAAACUCAAGCAUAAAAGCAUUUGCGGUUGCCACUGACUAAUUCGAAUGAGCAGUUGACAUUUUUUGUAUUGUUUUGUAUUAUUUAAAUAUUUAAUGUGUCCUGUCUUGCUGAGUGGCUCGGAAUUCACAACUAAAGGAAGACACACACACGAGACAGGGUUGGCUCUAAUAUAGAUGCACGGGUUAGGUUUGCGGCUGAUGGAAGUUUUGCGUUGCAGAUCUGAAGAAAACACGUGUAUUUUCCACCCUUCAGCAGCUAUGCUUUUCCACGGCCUCUCCGGGGGCGAAAUGCACGGAGUCAUUGACGACAUGGACCGGCGAGUGAAAAGCGAAUCUGCGGCGAUCAGUUCGGCUAUUGACAUGGGAGAAACCGAAACGAAUAUGCCCUCUAUUAGUACCGACCGGGUCGCCCUGUGUGCUGGCUGUGGGGGGAAGAUCUCAGACCGUUAUUAUCUGCUCGCUGUAGACAAGCAGUGGCACAUGCGCUGUUUGAAGUGUUGUGAAUGUAAACUCAACCUGGAGUCUGAGCUCACCUGCUUCAGCAAGGACGGCAGCAUUUACUGCAAAGAGGACUAUUAUAGGAGGUUUUCGGUGCAAAGGUGUGCCAGAUGCCAUCUUGGAAUUUCCGCCUCGGAGAUGGUGAUGCGCGCUCGCGAUGCGGUGUACCACUUGAACUGCUUCACCUGUACCACCUGCAACAAGAUGUUGACCACCGGGGAUCACUUUGGCAUGAAGGACAACUUAGUUUACUGUCGGCUUCACUUUGAGAGCCUCAUUCAGGGGGAAUACCAAGCUCAUUUCAACCACUCGGAUAUAGCUUCUAACAAGAGUGGAGGCCUUGGGACUGGGACUGGCAACACCCUCGGGCUGCCUUAUUACAAUGGCGUGGGCACUGUCCAAAAAGGACGACCGAGGAAAAGAAAGAGCCCGGGAGCCGGAGCUGAUUUAGCGGCAUACAACGCAGCUCUGAGCUGCAAUGAGAACGAUGGGGAUCACUUAGACAGAGAUUCACAAUACACCUCUAAUCAGAAGACAAAGCGCAUGAGGACGUCUUUUAAGCACCACCAACUGCGCACCAUGAAGUCUUACUUUGCCAUUAACCACAACCCUGACGCCAAGGACUUGAAGCAGCUUGCGCAAAAAACAGGCCUUACAAAAAGAGUGCUGCAGGUUUGGUUUCAAAAUGCCAGAGCCAAAUUCAGGCGGAACCUUUUACGACAGGAAAACACGGGGGUGGAGAAAGCGUCGGACGGGUCGACACUCCCAGGAGGGACCCCUUCAGGACCGGCGUCAGACAUCUCGAACGCUUCCCUCAGCCCCGCAAGAACCCCGACUACCUUAACUGACUUAACCAAUCCUACCAUGCCAACGGUGACGUCGGUCCUGACAUCAGUGCCUGGCAGCCUGGAGCUUCACGAAUCCCGGAGCCCCUCACAAACUACCCUCACGAGUCUCUUCUGAUGUCUCUUCUAUUCGCAGUUCCUAUGGAAACAAUUUGUAGUUUUAUUCCAAGUGUAUUUUAGACCCUUUGUAUGACUGACUGACUGACAAACAGCACUAAAAGAUCUGAUUUGAGAAUCGCAGCAGCUCAUUCGUUCCGACAACAUGUUUACAGAGUGAAGAAGACUGAACCAAUGCUGGAUAUGAAAUUCAACACAACAUGUGUGUAACUGUGCAGUUUUGGGGACUGAGUAAGCCAGCUCAAUAAGUGUGCAUUUUCAAUGACUGUCAUGUGCCUUAUACAGUACACUGUCUCUAUCAACAUACUUUGGAUACUUCAUAACUUUUUCAUGGUCAAAAUUGAAUGCAGGAAAUUGAUUUCUUCUAAAUCUCUCCAAGCACUCCAGUAAAAUUUUGUUCUGCUUUUGAAUCCUUUGAUUGGAGGCUGAUCCAAUGCAAACGGAUGAUGGAGUUUACCUGGAAUUGAAUAUCUAUCUUUCUCUAGUUUCAUGGCACAAAAUUAGGAUGGACUGUAUUUGACAUAAAGAUUGAUAAAUAGAAAUGUGUUGUUGUUUUUUUUUUAGUAAUAUUGCAGUCAAGGUAACAACUGGUUGUAAAAAACAGUGAUUUAAAAAUAAAUAAAAAUCAACUGAUGAGCCGUAUUUGAAAUGUGAGGUUCUCAGAAAGGAAAGCACGUUUUUGGGGGGUGCGCAACAAUUCAAACCGUUUCCUACCGAAACGCUGUAACAUUUUUUGAGGAUCUCUUCUUUUGAAUAUGGGCCUUGACUGUUUGUAUCUCAAUGCGGGUCUAUUUUGAUUAAAACUGCAGUACAUCUAAA